Molecule: messenger RNA, 798 nt
Organism: Acanthosepion pharaonis
Lineage: Eukaryota; Metazoa; Mollusca; Cephalopoda; Sepiida; Sepiidae
Source: the annotation of a GenBank genome assembly
AUGAAAUCUAUUUACAGCAGGGAAGUUAAACAAUUCUAUCUCCUCUUCUUCCUUCCUUCCUUCCUUCCUUCCUUCCUUCCUUCCUUCCUUCCUUCCUUCCUUCCUUCCUUCCUUCCUUCCUUUCCACUUCUUUCUUCAAAAAGGAAUAGUCCAUUAUUUAUAAGGUUCCUUCUAUCUCCUCCUUUUCUUCUUUCUUUCUUUCUUUCUUUUUUCUUUCUUUUUUUCUUUCUUUCUUCCUUUCUUUCAUUUUAUCACUGGAAACAAGUAGUGAAGUUAAACAAUUCUAUAUCCUCUUCUUUCUUUCUUUCUUUCUUUCUUUCUUUCUUUCUUUCUUUCUUUCUUUCUUUCUUUCUUUCUUUCUUUCUUUCUUUCUUUCUUUCAUUCAUUUUAUCACUGAAAACAAGUAGUGAAGUUAAACAAUUCUAUAUCCUCUUCUUUCUUUCUUUCUUUCUUUCUUUCUUUCUUUCUUUCUUUCUUUCUUUCUUUCUUUCUUUCUUUCUUUCUUUCAUUUUAUCACUGAAAACAAGUAGUACGGUACAUAUCUAUCUCAAUUUUUUUUCUAUUGGUCUGAGUUUAUGCUUUGAUAUCUAUCUAUCUAUCUAUCUAUCUAUCUAUCUAUCUAUCUAUCUAUCUCUGUUUAUAUCUAUCUAUCUAUCUAUCUAUCUAUCUAUCUAUCUAUCUAUAUUCAUAUUUAUCUCUGUUCAUAUCAAUCUAUGUUCAUUAUCUAUCUAUCUUCUAUCUAUCUAUCUAUCUAUCUAUCUAUCUAUCUAUCUAUCUAUUAGGUUGGUGCAAAAAUAA